AUGUCAGUGAAACAGUCCUGUCCCGUCUGUGGCAGGUGCAGAGGAGGUGCAGAGGAGGUGAUGUCAGUGAAACAGUCCUGUCCAGUCUGUGGCUGGUGCAGAGGAGGAGAUGUCAGUGAAACAGUCCUGUCCAGUCUGUGGCUGGUGCAGAGGAGGUGCAGAGGAGGUGAUGUCAGUGAAACAGUCCUGUCCCGUCUGUGGCUGGUGCCGAGGAGGAGAUGUGCAGAGGAGGUGAUGUCAGUGAAACAGUCCUGUCCAGUCUGUGGUGCAGAGGAGGUGAUGUCAGUGAAACAGUCCUGUCCAGUCUGUGGCUGGUGCAGAGGAGGUGCAGAGGAGGUGAUGUCAGUGAAACAGUCCUGUCCCGUCUGUGGUAGGUGCAGAGGAGGUGCAGAGGAGGUGAUGUCAGUGAAACAGUCCUGUCCAGUCUGUGGCUGGUGCAGAGGAGGUGAUGUCAGUGAAACAGUCCUGUCCAGUCUGUGGCAGGUGCAGAGGAGGUGCAGAGGAGGUGAUGUCAGUGAAACAGUCCUGUCCCGUCUGUGGCUGGUGCAGAGGAGGUGCAGAGGAGGUGAUGUCAGUGAAACAGUCCUGUCCAGUCUGUGGCUGGUGCAGAGGAGGUGCAGAGGAGGUGAUGUCAGUGAAACAGUCCUGUCCAGUCUGUGGCUGGUGCAGAGGAGGUGCAGAGGAGGUGAUGUCAGUGAAACAGUCCUGUCCAGUCUGUGGCUGGUGCAGAGGAGAGGAGGUGAUGUCAGUGAAACAGUCCUGUCCAGUCUGUGGCAGGUGCAGAGGAGGUGCAGAGGAGGUGAUGUCAGUGAAACAGUCCUGUCCAGUCUGUGGCAGGUGCAGAGGAGGUGCAGAGGAGGUGAUGUCAGUGAAACAGUCCUGUCCAGUCUGUGGCUGGUGCAGAGGAGGUGCAGAGGAGGUGAUGUCAGUGAAACAGUCCUGUCCAGUCUGUGGCUGGUGCAGAGGAGGUGCAGAGGAGGUGAUGUCAGUGAAACAGUCCUGUCCAGUCUGUGGCUGGUGCAGAGGAGGUGCAGAGGAGGUGAUGUCAGUGAAACAGUCCUGUCCAGUCUGUGGCAGGUGCAGAGGAGGUGCAGAGGAGGUGAUGUCAGUGAAACAGUCCUGUCCAGUCUGUGGCAGGUGCAGAGGAGGUGCAGAGGAGGUGAUGUCAGUGAAACAGUCCUGUCCAGUCUGUGGCAGGUGCAGAGGAGGUGCAGAGGAGGUGAUGUCAGUGAAACAGUCCUGUCCCGUCUGUGGCAGGUGCAGAGGAGGUGCAGAGGAGGUGAUGUCAGUGAAACAGUCCUGUCCAGUCUGUGGCAGGUGCAGAGGAGAGGAGGUGAUGUCAGUGAAACAGUCCUGUCCAGUCUGUGGCUGGUGCAGAGGAGGUGCAGAGGAGGUGAUGUCAGUGAAACAGUCCUGUCCAGUCUGUGGCAGGUGCAGAGGAGAGGAGGUGAUGUCAGUGAAACAGUCCUGUCCAGUCUGUGGCAGGUGCAGAGGAGGUGCAGAGGAGGUGAUGUCAGUGAAACAGUCCUGUCCCGUCUGUGGCUGGUGCAGAGGAGGUGA
Knipowitschia caucasica is the source of this 1560-nucleotide messenger RNA. Lineage: Eukaryota; Metazoa; Chordata; Actinopteri; Gobiiformes; Gobiidae. The record is from the annotation of a GenBank genome assembly.